Molecule: messenger RNA, 945 nt
Organism: Pistacia vera
Lineage: Eukaryota; Viridiplantae; Streptophyta; Magnoliopsida; Sapindales; Anacardiaceae
Product: 40S ribosomal protein S3-3
Exons: 6
Coding region: 99-800 (233 amino acids)
Biological process (GO): translation
Cellular component (GO): nucleus; cytosolic small ribosomal subunit
Molecular function (GO): RNA binding; structural constituent of ribosome
Source: RefSeq, a predicted model, not a curated record
GUACCAAAAAUUAGGGUUUCACGUACUGAAAGAGUUAUACGCAAGAGUCCCAAGCGGCGAAGCAGCAGCAGCUUAGUCUCCUUUGAUUCCCAGCAAACAUGGCUACUCAGAUUAGCAAGAAGCGCAAAUUUGUUGCUGAUGGUGUGUUCUUUGCGGAGCUGAAUGAAGUCCUAACAAGAGAGCUUGCUGAAGAUGGAUACUCCGGUGUCGAAGUUAGAGUUACUCCCAUGCGUACUGAGAUCAUCAUUAGGGCCACACGCACUCAGAACGUUCUUGGCGAGAAGGGAAGAAGGAUUAGGGAGCUGACCUCCGUUGUUCAGAAACGAUUCAAGUUUCCAGAGAACAGUGUGGAGCUCUAUGCUGAGAAAGUUAACAACAGGGGUCUCUGUGCUAUUGCUCAGGCUGAGUCCCUGCGUUACAAGCUUCUCGGAGGUCUUGCAGUUAGAAGGGCAUGCUACGGUGUACUGAGAUUUAUCAUGGAGAGUGGAGCUAAGGGAUGUGAGGUUAUUGUAAGUGGAAAGCUCCGGGCUCAGCGUGCCAAGUCAAUGAAGUUUAAGGAUGGGUACAUGAUAUCCUCUGGUCAACCUGUGAAUGAGUACAUUGACUCAGCUGUGAGGCAUGUUCUUCUUAGACAGGGUGUGCUUGGUAUCAAGGUCAAGAUCAUGCUUGACUGGGAUCCCAAGGGUAAGCAAGGACCGAUGACACCUUUGCCUGAUCUGGUCACCAUCCACCCUCCAAAGGAAGAAGAAGAGUAUGUCCCGCCAGUGAUGACCACCACUAUUGAACUUCCAGUAGCAUAAACUCCAGAGUUGGGUUAUGUUCCAGUAAGAGUCUGAUGUAAUGGUUUAGUAAUAGCAUUAUGUUUUUAUAUCUAUGUUUGUGCGAGAGAAUACUAGACACAUCCUUUGAAUAUUUCUCAUUCCUAAGUUAUCCUCAAAUUUAGAA